Messenger RNA from Symbiodinium sp. CCMP2456, 993 nucleotides. Lineage: Eukaryota; Dinophyceae; Suessiales; Symbiodiniaceae. The record is from the annotation of a GenBank genome assembly.
AUGGAGGAGUUUCCAUGCAGCGGCGAUCUCGUCGCCGUCCAGAAAGGUGCAAACCCUGGGAGCAUGAAGAAAGCGUUGGAGCUGCUCAAGCGGCGGGCGGUGAAGAUCACGGGCCGGUCCCUAGAUGGUGGAGUGGCGGCAGAGGUUCAGAGCGAGCAAGGCGGGAAAGCCUACACUGUGCGGCUGGGGCGCACGUCAAUCGCUGGAGCAGGGGAGGUGGAUGCCCGCUGCGGCUGCGUGGACUUCAGAACGCGAGGGGGACUGUGCAAACACGGCACGGCCGCUGCAUUGUUCCUCAUCCAAGCAGGCCACGAACUUCCCCAGUUGGCCACCCAAGCCUCCGCGCCCUCGAAGCGGCACCGCUCGGAGCGCCCACCGGCAACACCCACACGCAACAAACUCUUCGAGCCCGGCUCUGUCAGCUCUCCCGAGGAGGUGGACGAAGCCCUGCCGGCUCUGAAGAGGCCGCAGUUUCCCCAGGCACGGGCAGCAGCCUCUGCCGCAGUGAGCCAAAUGCAGCGAGUCUUUUUCCUGCGGCAGCUGCAGACUGCAGCCGCGGCAGGCAAUCACGCUGGCUUCAUCAGAGACCUGCAGCGGAUUCAUGAGCCGAUCGGUGAAACCGAAGUCGCCGAGCUGCUGCACAAGGCCAUCUGUGGCAGUGACGCAGCAGGCGCAGAAAAGGUGGUUGUGGGGCUGCUCGCUGCUCGACCCGAAGCUGCGGCAGCUGCUCGUGCAGGCGCCCGCGACGCUCUCGGCCGCACUCCUUUGCAUGCAGCUGUGGCAGCCAACAGGCUGGAAGUUUGCCGAGCUCUCCUGUCAGCAAAUGCCGAUCCUGGGCAACUGGAUUCGCACUCUAUCUCGGCCUUGGAGCUGGCGGCGCAGAGGAAGCUGGACACUUCGAAAGGUAACUGGCGACAUGAAGCCGAUCCUUUUCAUGAGCUCCUGCAGGGAGCUGUGGCCACGGCUACGAAUUCAGAGAAUGGGUCAGGUUAG